GGCCAGUAGUUACUAGGAAGGAAGUUUCCAGGAGGUGAAGGUUUAGGCCGGGCCUGAAAGAGGCCGAUUGUGAUGAUCUGCAGGCGUGGAAGCGGGAGGGCCGUCAACGGAGGCGACACACAUCUGCCCUGAUUCAAAGGUGGGCCGUUCCUCGAGUAUCUAAACGUUCGUUUGUGUGGAUCUCGUCGUUCUCAGGUGCUUGGAGCGUUGUGAACAGAUACUACUUUGGAUUAUGUGCUUCUCCAACUGGACUAAGUAAACGCUGACAAUGGAUAAGUGCAAACACGUCGGUCAGCUGCGGCUUUCCCAAGACCAUUCCAUCCUCACACCCCAGAAGUGGCAUUGUGUGGACUGCAACACCACCGAGUCCAUCUGGGCUUGCCUCAGCUGUUCCCAUGUUGCUUGUGGGAGAUACAUUGAGGAGCACGCACUGAGACACUUUCAAGAAAGCGGUCAUCCUGUUGCAUUGGAGGUGAAUGAGAUGUAUGUUUUUUGCUAUCUUUGUGAUGAUUAUGUUCUUAACGAUAAUGCAGCUGGAGACCUGAAAUUACUACGAAGUACAUUAAGUGCAAUGAAAACCCAAAAUUAUCACUGCACCACCCGUAGUGGGAGGAUUUUGCGGUCGAUGGGUACAAGUGAUGAUUCUUCCCUGUCACACGAUGGUGCUCAAUCUCUGCUUCAAAAUGAAGACCAAAUGUAUACUGCUCUUUGGCACAGGAGGAGGAUGCUAAUGGGCAAAGUCUUUCGAAUCUGGUUGCAACAGUUACCCAUUAGAAGAAAAAAGCAAAAAGAACAAUCUCAGGAAAAAACAGUGACGAAAAGAGAAGUCAAGAAAAGACGACAUGAAUUAGAGGAUCCCGUUAAAGUAGAGCUGGAAAGUGUGCCUCCAAGAAAGAGUUUACGUCUGCAAGGCCUUGCUCAGUCCACCACGGUCGAAAUAGUUCCUAUUCAAGGGUUACCACAAACUCCGCCAUCACCAGCCAAAAAUGAAGUAUCGUCCACCUCAGAAGAUGCGCCACUUAAAAAAGGCAGUGACUCCUCAGUUAAAAGAAAGCCAGUAGUAACUCCUGGCGUAACAGGACUGAGAAAUUUGGGAAACACUUGCUAUAUGAAUUCUGUUCUUCAAGUGUUGAGUCACUUACUUAUUUUUCGACAGUGUUUUUUACAGCUGGAUCUGAACCAAUGGCUGACCGUGACAGCUGGUGACAAGUCCAGAUCUUAUAAGCACCCCCCAGCAACAGAUGCUGUAGCCUAUCAAAUGAAUGAAUGCCAAGAAAAGCACAUCGGCCAUGGUCGUUCCAGACACUCGAGUCUGUCAUCAGGAUUAAGUGGUGGAGCAUCAAAAAGCAGAAAAAUGGAACUUAUUCAGCCUAGAGAACCCAGUUCACAAUACAUUUCUCUUUGUCAUGAAUUGCACACUUUGUUCCAAGUCAUGUGGUCUGGAAAGUGGGCCUUGGUCUCCCCAUUUGCUAUGUUACACUCUGUGUGGAGACUGAUUCCUGCUUUUCGUGGUUAUGCUCAACAGGAUGCUCAGGAAUUUCUUUGUGAACUUUUAGAUAAAAUACAACAUGAACUAGAGACGACUGGUACCAGUUUACCAGCUCUUAUCCCCUCCUCUCAAAGGAAACUUAUCAAACAAGUUCUGAAUGUUGUGAAUAACAUUUUUCAUGGACAACUUCUUAGUCAGGUUACAUGUCUUGCAUGUGACAACAAGUCAAAUACAAUAGAACCCUUCUGGGACUUGUCACUGGAAUUUCCAGAGAGAUACCAAUGCAAUGGAAAAGAUAAUGCUUCCCAACCAUGUCUGGUUACUGAAAUGUUGGCCAAAUUUACAGAAACUGAAGUAUUAGAAGGAAAAAUCUACGUAUGUGACCAAUGUAACUCAAAGCGCAGAAGGUUUUCACCAAAGCCAGUUAUUCUCACAGAAGCCCAGAAACAGCUGAUGAUAUGCCACCUGCCUCAGGUGCUCAGACUGCAUCUCAAACGGUUCAGGUGGUCAGGACGUAAUAACCGGGAGAAGAUUGGUGUUCAUGUUGGCUUUGAGGAAAUCUUAAAUAUGGAGCCCUAUUGCUGCAGGGAGACCUUGAAAUCCCUCAGUCCAGAAUGCUUUAUCUAUGAUUUAUCUGCUGUAGUAAUGCACCAUGGGAAAGGAUUUGGCUCAGGACACUACACUGCGUACUGCUAUAAUUCUGAAGGAGGAUUCUGGGUACACUGCAAUGAUUCCAAGUUAAACAUGUGCACUAUGGAUGAAGUAUGCAAAGCCCAAGCUUACAUCUUGUUUUAUACCCAGCGAGUUACUGAGAAUGGAAAUUCUAAACUUUCGUCCCCCGAGCUCCUGCCUAGUCUAAGCCAGUGUUCCAAUGAAGAAGCCAAUACCUCUUCUAAUGAAAUCUUUGGCUGAUCCCAAGACAGUGGGGUUUCUUCUUGUCACCUGUA
Messenger RNA from Ochotona princeps (American pika), 2436 nucleotides. RefSeq names its product ubiquitin specific peptidase 44 (gene USP44). The transcript is spliced from 6 exons. The coding region runs from base 269 to 2401 and encodes 710 amino acids. Gene Ontology annotation, molecular function: cysteine-type deubiquitinase activity; zinc ion binding. The record is from RefSeq and is a predicted model, not a curated record. Gene Ontology annotation, cellular component: cytoplasm. Gene Ontology annotation, biological process: protein deubiquitination. NCBI's taxonomy places the organism in Eukaryota, Metazoa, Chordata, Mammalia, Lagomorpha, Ochotonidae.